AUGGCGGCUUCGUCUCUCAAAAUUGAAGGAUUGCUAGGCAUGGUUACUCUGCGUCUGAAAGAUGAUAAUUUCUUGAAAUGGCGGUAUCAGAUUGAAUCUGUCCUGGAAGAGGUUACUGCGGCAUAUAAGGAGUGGCUUCGGGCUGAUAAAGCUUUAUUGAGCUUUCUGAUUGCAACACUCUCGGACGACGCGAUUGAAUAUGUUAUUGGCAGUAAAACGGCUCGUGAUGCUUGGUUGAGCCUCUCCGAUCACUAUGCCACGGUGUCUCGUGCUCUGAUCAGUCAUCUCAAGACUGAGUUGCAGACGGCUCAAAAAGGUGGUGAUUCCAUCGACAAAUUUCUCCUGUGUCUCAAACGUAUCAAGGAUCAGUUGUCUGUUGCUGGCAUUUCGAUUUCGGAUGAUGAUCUCAUGAUCGCAGCUCUCAAUGGAUUACCUUCCGAGUACGAUAUGAUCAAGACAGUUCUCAUUGCUCGAGAUACGUCCAUUUCGUUCAAAGAUUUUCGAACUCAGCUUUUAGCUGCUGAACAAUCUGCCGAGUCGCGCCUUUCAGCUCUUCAUACUCCUAUGGUGGCCAUGAUUGGGCAUACUUCUUCUGGCUCUCUCAAUACCGGUGCUGGUAUACUUCCUACUCCUUCUACUGUUCUUGUAUCUCCUUCUGGUUUUCAUGCCAAUGCUAGGCCCUCUGGUUCUAUGUCUACUUCUUUCGGUAGAGGACGAUUUUCUGGUAAUCGCUCUUUUCCUCCUCGUGGAGAUUUUCAAGGCUACAGACCGUCUCAUGGUGGCGGCUUUCAAGGCUUCAGGCCUUCUCCUGGUGGCUUUCCAAAGUUUGGUGUUGUGCCCGAAUGCCAAAUUUGCAACAAGCGUGGACACACUGCUGUCAACUGCUACCAUAGGAAUGUUUCUCCUCAGCACUCAGCCUCAUAA
Prunus avium (sweet cherry) is the source of this 924-nucleotide messenger RNA. The record is from RefSeq and is a predicted model, not a curated record. NCBI's taxonomy places the organism in Eukaryota, Viridiplantae, Streptophyta, Magnoliopsida, Rosales, Rosaceae.